Enterobius vermicularis (human pinworm) is the source of this 531-nucleotide messenger RNA. The record is from the annotation of a GenBank genome assembly. NCBI's taxonomy places the organism in Eukaryota, Metazoa, Nematoda, Chromadorea, Rhabditida, Oxyuridae.
AUGAUAUAUUUCUUGUUAUCUUUCUAUUUUCAGAAGUCAGCGUUGGGAAUUGCACAAAGGAAUUUUAGUGCGGAUAUUCUUAGACUUCUUAAUCGUAGUGCAGAAACACCUUAUAAAUCAAUAAAAGUCGGAGAAUGUAUCGGUAAAGGUGCUCAGGGUGAAGUGCGAAAAGCUGAAGUUUUUGGAAAAACAGUUGCUUUGAAAAGAAUAACAUUCGAUGAAAAAAACGCAAUCGUCGGUUUACUUCAUUUGGACUGUCCAAAUUUGGUGGAAUUUCUUGAUCAUCAUCUUCCUAUACCAGAAGAAAUAUCUUCAAAAUUAAAACAAAUGUUAGAUAUGUGCUGGAGGAAAAAGUCUGCAGAGCGGCCUGAGUUUGAAACAAUUCUGGAAGAGUAUUCAAAUUUAGACGCAGAUCCUUACUUUGUAAAAAUCACCGAAAACGAGUGGCAAAGAUUAGUUCCAGAGUGGAAAAAGACAACGCAGAAUAAAAUGAAUGCGAUACGGGCUCAGUUUUUUAAGGAUCAUUUCUAG